This is a messenger RNA of Glycine soja, 1000 nucleotides long. Its product is annotated as putative Myb family transcription factor At1g14600. The transcript is spliced from 5 exons. Bases 252 to 893 code for a protein of 213 amino acids. Gene Ontology annotation, molecular function: DNA binding; DNA-binding transcription factor activity. The record is from RefSeq and is a predicted model, not a curated record. Lineage: Eukaryota; Viridiplantae; Streptophyta; Magnoliopsida; Fabales; Fabaceae.
GAUCAAUUGGAGAAGAAAAGCGAUUUUGUUUUCUUUGAAAAAUAGACAAAAAAAAAAUAAAUUAUGUGCAAUAUACGCUUCAGCUUUUAAGAAUCCAUUUAAUUCAAUUUCUUGAAAAGUCAUUGGCCUUGGACUUUUGGAGGUUGCUGCAGCAUUCAUAUUGAAAUAUUGUGUAUGCAUGUGAGACCAGUCUUAUUAUUUGCGUUGAGGUAAUUCACUAGUUGUACGUCACAAUUGUGAAGCACAGAAAAAUGAAAAAUUCUGAGAGAAGCAGUGUAAGAAAGUACAACAAAUCUGAACUUCCACGCCUGCGGUGGACACCUGAACUUCAUCAACACUUUGUUGAAGCUAUUCAAAGUCUAGGUGGAUCACACAAGGCAACUCCAAAGCGAAUUUUGCAGCAGAUGCGUGUGAAAGGACUGAGGAUCGCUCACAUCAAAAGCCAUCUUCAGAUGUACAGAAACAUGAAAGGACAUGCCAUUGUUGCACCAGUGGAUCAGUUGCUGGAAGGAAAGGCAAAAGAUUUCAAAAUAUGCUCCAAUAUUUGUCCAACCGAAAGGAAUUUCAAGCGGGAACUUCAUUUGUUAGACUACAAAGAUGGGCUUUCACAAACCAGUCAAGAAACUGAUUAUGAUCUAAACCAGGAACCACAGUCAAGUGCAGUACUCUUGCUUAGUGAUGAUAUGUCAAAUGAAGAAGAAAAUUUUGCUGAUCUAUCAUUGAUCUCCUUUAGCAUGCCUCUAAUUUCCAUGAUGCAAAGUGAGAAUAGCAAAGAGAUAAUGCGUUUUUCGUCAUCGACUGCAGCUGCAGCUGCUAAUCAUUCCGUCGUUGAUUCCAGUUCUUCUACGCCGUCUUUUGCAAACAAUUACAUAAACUUAGAUCUAACAAUCUGAAUAUGUUUAUUAAUUAGUAAUUCUUUUUAUUUACUUACACGUGCGCAACACUAUAAUUACAUGUUAACUUUUUAGGCAAAGACUUAUAAUUAUUAGUUAGCUAAUUA